AUGAAGGAACGCUAUGGGAUAGUGAUUGACUCAGGAUCAUCUGGGUCUAGAAUUCAAAUCUAUAGAUGGGAAGAUUCCAAGGAACUCAAUUCAAAUAAAUCAACAGAUGAUUUAAAACUUAAAUCGAUUCCCCAAAUAUAUCAAGAAGAAUCUUGGACUUAUAAAACUACUCCUGGUGUCUCAACAUUUGGUGAUAAACCUUCUAAAGUAUGGGAUGAUCAUUAUGAACCUUUGAUUGAAUAUGCUGAAAAAAUUAUACCGCGUGAAAAUUGGAAAGAUACUCCAAUAUUUAUAUUGGCAACUGCUGGUGUUAGAUUAUUACCAACAAAGAAGAAGGAAAAAUUAAUGAAAACUAUUUGUUAUGAAGUUGGGAAAGAAAGUAAAUUUAAAUUAGAUAAUUGUGCUGAUCAAAUUCAAAUCAUAGAUGGUGAAACUGAAGGGAUCUAUGGUUGGAUUGGUUUAAAUUAUUUAAUGGGUCAAUUAGAUAAUUAUGAUUCCAAAAAUUCAAAUCAUCCAUCAUAUGGAUUUAUGGAUAUGGGUGGUGCAUCAACUCAAAUUUCAUUUGUCCCUAAUAAAAAAACUGAAAUUGAAAAACAUAGAGAUGAUAUAUCAACAGUUUAUUUAAGAAAUGUUAAUGGUCAAACUCAACAAUGGGAUGUUUUCGUAAGUACUUGGUUAGGGUUUGGUGCAAAUGAAGCAAGAAAACGUUAUUUAAAUCAAUUAAUCAAUCUAUUACCAGAACGUAAUAAUCCUUCAACAGAUGAUGAUUUUAAUACUUUAAAAUUAACUGAUCCAUGUUUACCUAAAAAUGCUAAAUAUGAAUAUCCAUAUCAAGGUUUCACUUAUAAUGUCUUUGGUUCAGGUAAUUAUGAACAAUGUCUCAAGACAACUUAUCCAUUAUUAUUGAAAAAUUUACCAUGUACAGAUGAACCAUGCCUUUUCAAUGGUGUUCAUGCCCCAGAAAUUGAUUUCUUUAAAGAUAAAUUUGUUGGUGUAUCAGAAUAUUGGUAUUCAGCAAAUGAUGUUUUCCAUACAGGUGGUGAAUAUAAUUUUUUAAAAUUUAGUGAAAAAGUUAAACUUUUCUGUGAAAGUGAUUGGUCUGAUAUUCAAAAAAAUAGUGCAAAUGGUGAUUAUAAUAAUUUACCUGAUGAUUUAUUAAAAGAUGCAUGUUUUAAAGCAAAUUGGGUAUUAAAUGUUUUACAUGAGGGUUUUAAUUUACCAAGAAUUGAUAUUGAAGCUAAAAUGCCUGAUAAAGUUGUUGAAGAUUUUGAUAAUCAUAUUCCUUUCCAAAGCGCUGGCGCUAUAAAAGGUUCAGAAUUAUCUUGGACUUUGGGGAAAAUUAUUUUAUAUGCUUCAAGUCAAAUUAAAUCUAAUGAUGAUUUAAAAGUUGGUAUUAAACCAAGUGAUAAUGAAGUUAAAUUAGAAAAUAAAAAAUUUAUACCCGGUGGAAUUGGUUCCAAAUCAUCAUCAUCAGAAAGAGAUUAUGAAACUUUACAUGCUUUACCAAUUUUUUUCAUAUUUCUAAUUGCAGCAACAGGUGUUUAUUUCCUAUUAUAUAAAAAAUCAUCAUUGAAAAAUUUUGGAAAUUUAAUUACAUCAAACAUUUCCAAAAUAAAAUCCAAAAUUAAUAAUUAUCGUUAUACAAGAAUAUCAACACAAGAAAUUAGUGUCUUGGAAGAAGGUAGAUCAGAAGCACAAAGUAAUGGUACUUCAAGUAGACCACAAAGUCCAUCAAUUGGUGAUAAUUCAUUUGCAGGAUUAAGAACAAGAAGUUUAAUUAAUUUAAAUCAAGGAUCACAAGGUCAACAAAUUUCAAGUAAUGAAAAUUCAUUUAGACCAAAAAAAAAAUUUUCAAGCACCUCCAUCAUUUUUAGAUCUUUCAAAUUUUAA
Hansenula ciferrii is the source of this 1890-nucleotide messenger RNA. It is a transcript of the gene YND1, whose product is annotated as apyrase. The record is from RefSeq and is a predicted model, not a curated record. Gene Ontology annotation, molecular function: nucleoside diphosphate phosphatase activity. Gene Ontology annotation, biological process: nucleoside diphosphate catabolic process. The transcript has a single exon. NCBI's taxonomy places the organism in Eukaryota, Fungi, Ascomycota, Saccharomycetes, Phaffomycetales, Wickerhamomycetaceae. Bases 1 to 1890 code for a protein of 629 amino acids. Gene Ontology annotation, cellular component: membrane.